AUGGAGCUGGCAACUGUUGUUCGUGAGCCCUCGGCGCCGCAUACGCACACCGUCGUCUUCCUCCACGGCCGCGGGGACAACGCAAAGAACUUCGCUCGGACACUCGGCUACUCAUGGGGUUCGGAUGAAAAGCCGCUCUACGGUGCCUUUCCCUCGUUCCGCUGGGUCUUUCCACAGGCACCCGUGCGUCGGUCCGCGAAUGGGUACGGCAUCAUGCCCCAGUGGUUUGACACGUGGAGCUCGGCCGACUUCUCCGAGCGCGAGGAGAUGCAGGUCCCCGGGCUGCAAGAGAUCGUACCCGCGAUUCGACAACUGCUCGCCGCCGAGGCGGACAAGCUGGGCGGCCGCUGGGACAAGGUGGUGCUCGCGGGCAUCAGCAUGGGCGGCGCGACGAGCGCACACACCAUGUUCAACCUGGCCAUACCGCCGCCGGGCCGACUGGGCGCGUUGAUGACCUUUUCGUCGCGCUGUCCCUAUGUCGGCCGUCCCCUCGCGGAGCUGCGCGCCAUCCUCCACCUCGCCGAUGUCCCGGACGACGCGAAUGUCCUUUGCAACACGCCCAUGCUGCUCGAGCACUGCACGGACGACGAUCUCGUGCCAGCCAGUACGGGGCAUGCCCUGCGGGACACGAUGAUCCGCUUCGGGGCGCAGGUGACGUGGAAGGAGUAUCCGGACGGCGGACAUUGGUUCAACGCGCCACAAGGCAUCGACGACGCUGUGGCGUUUCUCAAAACGCAUCUCCUUGGGGAAGGACGAGACGAAGCGAAGGCAGAACCAACGGUCAACUGA
Messenger RNA from Sporothrix schenckii 1099-18, 789 nucleotides. Its product is annotated as Phospholipase/carboxylesterase. The transcript has a single exon. Gene Ontology annotation, molecular function: carboxylic ester hydrolase activity; palmitoyl-(protein) hydrolase activity. The record is from RefSeq and is a predicted model, not a curated record. Gene Ontology annotation, cellular component: cytoplasm. Bases 1 to 789 code for a protein of 262 amino acids. Gene Ontology annotation, biological process: protein depalmitoylation. Lineage: Eukaryota; Fungi; Ascomycota; Sordariomycetes; Ophiostomatales; Ophiostomataceae.